AUGUCCGAAAACCCCGCCAUCCCCAAUGGCGAGCCCACAACCACAACCACAACCCCAAACCAAGAUGGAGACAACGCACUCAGCCUCUCCACAAGCCUCACGCACCAAUGCCGCCUCCUCCUCGCCGAACUCGACAUCUUCCAGACCGCACUAGCCUCACGCUUCCGCAAACAUCAGCAACAGCAACACAUCGUCGAAAUGCGCCAGCUACGCUCGAAUGUGUCGUCGGAACUGAAAACGCUCGAGAGGUUAGCGGCGGAUACGAGGAAAUUGGUGGAGAGACAACAACAACAACAACAACAACAACAACAACAAGCACAUAAAGAAGGAGAACAAGAAGGAGAGAAAGAUUUGGAGAUGGAGGAAAGGCGGUUGGUGCAUACGCUUCGCUCGUCGAAUUUGCCGUUCUAUAUGACUGUUUGGACGAUAGCGAAGGUGCAGUGCAAGGGUGUGGUGGCGUUCUCAAAGAGGUUUUACAGAGAGACAAAACCGGUAGUCGAUGAUGGCACAACGCAACAGCCAGAUGGCAAGCAGACAAAAGGAAGCAAAAUGCUAAAUCAAGACAAGAAAAACAGUACCUUUGUCGAUAUCGUUCAUGACGACGGAGCCCAGUGGCUCAAAAUCUCAACUAUUUCGGAAAACCGUCUACUGUUUGAAAUGGCCGAAAAGGGCUGGGGUAUCGACGAAGACGAAGACGAUCCCGAGGAACUACAAAACAGGACUGUUUUACGAAACAACGACUCUGACUCUGACGAGGAUGACGAAAAUGAUCAACUUGAGUUGAUCAAGAUGGCUACGGACAUGAUCAAGACAGCACGGUCAAUACGAGUGAGAUAUAAAAAUCCGCUUGCGUGCCUAAUGGUCCCGAAGCUUGUAGAGGGCAGGAUUCCCGAAAUAGACCGCGUUCUAAAUACAAUCCGAAGUCUAGGUGUGGCCGUGGAAUGUGGACCAAAAAUACUACCCGAUUUCAUGAACGAUAAAGCCUUUUGCAAUCGUGACCCAGACUCGUUAUCCGCAAAUGAUUUGCCACUCUCGACACUACUUCCAAACCCGUUUGAGAGAUUUACCAAUACCGUCAAUGUCGACUGUACAAUCCUCCUGGCUAUUGUGUCCGAUCUUUCUCACAAACAUCGAAUCGCCCCAUCUGCACACCACCAUCGCGCCAUUGUGAGACAAAUCGAGGUUGAGGAAGAGAUACCGUUGCUCAGUGCAGAACUCUGGCCUGCAAUGGGCAGUCGUCAGCUUGUCUGCACCGAGGAAGCCGUCCGUAGAAUGAAGGAAAUUGUUGACACUAUCGGCACCGAGACGGAGAAGAAGAGAACGGCGAUUUUCUUUGGAGAAGGCGAUAUGCAAGGGCUCGAUAGAGAAGAACUUCUUCAGCAGUUUCAGCAAGUCUCGGACCAUCGAAUCCCGAAACAGUGGCAACUCCCUAUAAAAACUGUGGACGCAACAGCAGAUAUCAACGACGCAUGGCAGCAUAAUAGAUUACCGCCAGUUGCCCGGAAAGUUUCGGAGCUCCUCACUGACAUCAACUGUAGUGUCUUUCUGUACGGCUGGGUCAAGGACAUUGUCACCAUCACAAGCAACAAGACUGUCGUCAAACAGAUUGAAAGCGAGAUAGAGGCAAAUCGAGGUGAUGAUAACGAGUUGAAAGGCCCAAUGGUCUGGGUCUGUGACACAGCUAGAAGUUUGAUAGGUAAAGAUAAAAACCGAAAACCAUAA
Talaromyces rugulosus is the source of this 1722-nucleotide messenger RNA. RefSeq lists its product as uncharacterized. Lineage: Eukaryota; Fungi; Ascomycota; Eurotiomycetes; Eurotiales; Trichocomaceae. The transcript has a single exon. The record is from RefSeq and is a predicted model, not a curated record. Bases 1 to 1722 code for a protein of 573 amino acids.